UGUGCAGUUCCUCCUGGUUUCACAGCGAGAGCAUCAGGCAGCAUGACCUCACAGCGAUGGAUGCUGGCAUUCUGCUUUUCACUGGCCUCAGUUUUAAGCCCAGGGGAAUCGGUGACAACAUCAGAAGCUAAGAAAUACACUUGCAGGACAUUUGGCAGCGGGGUCGUCCAGCCUUUCAGCGGUUCAAGUUUCUAUGUUCGCUCCAACUGCCCAUUCACCCUAACCCGUUUCACCCACAACCGGGUGGAAUGUGAUAUCACCACACGGCGUGGUGACAACGGGCUGCUGGUCCAUGUUGAGAUCAUAAUCAACAAAGUCAGGACUGUUGUGCAGAAUGGGAGCAUCCUGGUGGAGAAGAAAAGUGUUUCCCUUCCAUACGACCACACCUACCAGCACAUCUUUCACUACGGCAUCUACACUAAACUGAAGAGCUUGCUGCUCCCUCUGUCUGUCACCUGGCACAAUGUACCGGGAGGAAUAGACUCUUUGCGGGUGGAGCUAGAGCAGGAGCUGAGCACCGACAUGACUGGACUGUGUGGAAACAACGUCCCAGGUGACAAGAAGCAGUUGAUUAAGGAGAGCGUCCUUCCUGAGGACACAUGUCAAACCCGAGAUCCUGUGUCCACUCUGAAUCCAGUAUGCCAGCAGUUUGUUUCCAACACCUUCGAAUGUCUGCAAGGCAUGGCACCUCAAUAUAAUACCCUCUGUGAAGAGAACAUUUACGGCUAUGAAAUGAGCAAAUACAUCGGCUGUGCUUUCUUCAGUGAAGUUGUCCAACAGUGUGGAAACAACAGCUACAUCUGGAAUAUAUGGAGAAGUUUAACCAAAUGUGCGGAACCAAGUUGUUCAGGAGACCUGGUUUAUGUGGAACAGGGCGCGGCCUUUGUUCCCAGCUGCUCAAAUCCAAACCCUGGAUUCUCCAAACAAGAACUCACCAGCUCCUGUGUCUGCCCAGAGGGCAAGGUGCUUAAUGAUCACGCAGAUGGCUUCAGCUGUGUGAGUGUGUCCAGCUGCCCCUGUGUCUUUGCUGGUAGGAGAUACUCACCCGGAGACGUGCGCACAUCCAAGUGUCAGUCAUGUAUGUGUGACAGUGGGAAAUGGAAAUGCUCUGAAAACAACUGCCCCACCAGAUGUCUCAUUGAAGGGCAGUUUGUGAGAACAUUUGAUGGCAAACAAUAUGCCCUCCCCGGUAAAUGUACAUAUGUGGCUUCACAGGGUCUCAACUGGACGAUAACAAUCAAAUUUUCUGAUAAGGCACCCUUUCUGGAAACAGUCACUCUUCUGCUUUCUCAGGUACAAGACAUGUAUAUGUUUUCAGACAACAUGGUUAAAUUCGGAGAGGAGAAGAUCACUGAACUUCAUCAGUCUGAUCACGCUCUGGUUUUCUGGCAGUCCUCCAUGUAUGUCCAGGUCCACACAUCCUUUGGUAUGAAGAUCCAAGUCCAGAUGUCUCCUGAAAUCCAGCUGUACAUUACCCCACCCAGAAACCACACAGAGGCGAUCUCAGGUCUUUGUGGAAACGACAACAGUGACACCACAGACGACUUCACCACCAGCAGCAGGAUCAUCGAGAACUCGGCUCAACCUUUUGCUCAGUCCUGGAGUGUGGGUGACUGUCCGGUGAACAUACCCACCACCUGCAUCAACAAAGACAAUGAAAUAUUUGCUGAUGAAAAGUGCUCUGUGUUGAACAACCCAACUGGAGCAUUUGCUCCAUGCCAUGGUUAUAUCCCAAUUGAUCACUACCACACGGCUUGCAUCCAAAGAACAUGUAACUGUGGCAGCAGUCUGACGCAGUGCUUGUGUGUUGCCCUGGGCAGCUAUGCCAAAGCCUGUGCCAAUCUGGGUGUUGUAAUUGGUGACUGGAGGAGAGCCACCAACUGCACAUUGAAAUGUGAGAAGAACCAAGUAUUCUCCUACAACAUGCAAGCCUGCAACCACACAUGCCGUUCCCUGUCUGGCCCUGACCCUCGCUGUGGGCUGGAAGACGCUCUUGUGGAGGGCUGUGGCUGUCCAGCGGGAACUCACCUGAACCAAGGAGACACCUGUUCCCCAAAGGCAGAGUGCAAUUGUCACUACUGCUAUGCCACAAUGAACUGUGAGAGUGGCUGUUACUGCCCAAAACAGUACGAAGAUCACCGUGGAAACUGUGUUUCUCUGCACAACUGCACCUGUGUGUACAGUGGCAAAGUAUUCAGUGCAGGACAGCAUGUCAAAACCAACUGUAAAACAUGUGUCUGUGGUCAGGGUCAGUGGGACUGCAAAGACGAGCCAUGUCCUGGGAAGUGUCAAGUUUACGGAAAUGGACACUACCAGACCUUUGACUCCAAAUGGUACCGCUAUGAUGGACAAUGUCAGUACACACUUGUAGAGGAUGACUGUGGAACUAGAAACGGCACCUUCUCUGUCAGAGUGGAGAGUGUCCCCUGCUGUGAUGAGGCGCUUACCUGCUCUCGCUCUAUCGUCCUCAACCUGCAGGGCAAGGUCACCCUGACACUGAGUGACAUGAAGGUGACCAGACGCCAUCAUGAAGGCUGGACUCUGCAGGACCAUUCACUUUACUCCACACACACUGUGGGACUCUACAUCAUAAUCUCAGUGCCAAGCAGAGGGAUAACUCUCAUCUGGGACAAACACACCCGGAUCACCAUAGAGCUGCAUGAAAACUGGAGGAACAGAGUGUGCGGCCUCUGUGGGAAUUUUGACUUCAACGAGAUGAAUGACCUACAGAUAAGUGGCUCAGCAGUGGUGUCCAGUCCCCUGGCAUUUGGUAACAGCUGGAAAGCCGCCACACCCCCUUGCUCUGAUGUGACCAAAGAGAUAUUUCCAUGUGACCGCAACUCUUACUGCUUAGCCUGGGCCCAGCGGCGCUGUAUGAUCAUUACAGGAGACACAUUCAAAGAUUGCCACUUAAAAGGGGAGCCACACCCCUACUACAACUCUUUGUGGGGGGCCCCUUAAGAGACCUGUGAGUUUGAAGGAAAGUUUCUGGGCUUCUGCACAGCUGUGGCAGCCUACGCAGAGGCCUGCAGCGACCACAAUGUGUGUGUAAAAUGGAGGACACCUGAUUUGUGCCCCGUCUACUGUGACUUCUACAACGAGCAAGGCCAGUGUAGCUGGCACUAUGAAGCAUGUGGUGAGAUGCUAACCUGUGGCAAAGACAACUACAUCAAUCACAAGUUGGAAGGUUGCUACCCCAGAUGUUCAAAAGAAGUGCCAUACUAUGAUGAAAAUACUGGUGAAUGCACUAAAUUGAGGAACUGCACCUGUUAUUUUAAUGACACUGUCAUUCAGCCUGGGGCAGCGGUGAUGAUACACUCUAUAAAGUGCCGCUGUGAAAAUGGAUCAAUAAAAUGUCAACCUACCACCACUCCCACCACUACACCUACCACCACUACACCUACCACCACUACAUCUACCGACACUACACCUACCACCACUACACCUACCACCACUACAUCUACCGACACUACACCUACCACCACUACAUCUACCGACACUACAUCUACCACCACUCCCACCAUUACACCUAGCACCACUACACCUACCACCACUUCCACCACUACUACACCUACCACCACUCCCACCACUACACCUACCACCACUACAGCUACCACCACUACACCUUACAUCACUACACCUACCACCACUACCACCACUACACCUUACACCACUACACCUACCACCACUACACCUAGCACCACUACACCUACCACCACUACACCUUACACCACUACACCUACCACCACUACAACUACCACCACUACCACUACUACACCUACCACCACUCCCACCACUACAACUACCGACACUACACCUACCACCACUACACCUAGCACCACUACACCUACCACACACUACCCUAACUAACAACCUACCACCACUACCACUACUACACCUUCCACCCCACCUACCACCACUACACCUACCACCACUACACCUUCCACCACUACACCUACCACCACUACACCUUACACCACUACACCUACCGCCACUACACCUUCCACCACUACACCUACCACCACUACACCUUACACCACUACACCUACCACCACUUCCACCACUACUACACCUACCACCACUCCCACCACUACACCUACCACCACUACACCUUACACCACUACACCUACCACCACUACACCUAGCACCACUACACCUACCACCACUACACCUUACACCACUACCACCACUACACCUACCACCACUACCACUACUACACCUUCCACCACUCCCAUCACUACACCUACCACCACUACACCUUACACCACUACACCUACCACCACUACACCUUACACCACUACACCUACCACCACUACCACCACUACACCUUACACCACUACACCCACCACCACUACCACUACUACACCUACCACCACUCCCACCACUACACCUACCACCACUACACCUAACACCACCACCACUACCACUACUACACCUACCACCACUCCCACCACUACACCUACCACCACUACACCUUACACCACUACACCUACCACCACUACCACUACUACACCUACCACCACUCCCACCACUACACCUACCACCACUACACCUUACACCACUACACCUACCACCACUACACCUACCACCACUACACCUUACACCACUACACCUACCACCACUACAACUACCACACUACACCUACCACCACUACACCUACACCACUACACCUACCACCACUCCCACCACUACACCUACCAUCACUCCCACCACUACACCUACCAUCACUACCACCACUACACCUUCCACCACUACACCUACCACCACUACACCUACCACCACUACACCUACCACCACUACACCUACCACCACUACACCUACACCACUACACCUACCACCACUACCACCACUACACCUUACACCACUACACCUACCACCACUACACCUACCACCACUACCACUACUACACCUACCACCACUCCCACCACUACACCUACCACCACUACACCUACCACCACUACACCUUACACCACUACACCUAGCACCACUACACCUACCACCACUACAUCUUACACCACUACACCUACCACCACUACCACCACUACACCUUACACCACUACACCUACCACCACUACCACCACUACACCUUACACCACUACACCUACCACCACUACCACUACUACACCUACCACCACUCCCACCACUACACCUACCACCACUACACCUUACACCACUACACCUACCACCACUACACCUACCACCCCUACAACUACCACCACUACACCUUACACCACUACACCUACCACCACUACACCUACCACCACUAUACCUUACACCACUACACCUACCACCACUACACCUUACACCACUACACCUACCACCACUACACCUACCACCACUACACUUACACCCAUCACCAACCCUACUCCCACUACAAGCAACCCAUCAUCCUCUCCACAAGUGUGUAUGUGUGAAGACCUCAAGAAGAAAAAACAGUGGAAUUGUGGUGAGACAUGGACAGAGGACUGCUUUCAUAAAAAGUGUACAGAUGGGAAGAUAGAGUUGACUUCGGUGGUUUGUCCAAAUUCUUCAAUUCCAAACUGCCCCAGAGGCCAGCGCACAAGAGUCUCAGAUGGAUGCUGUGAAACAUGGAAGUGUGACUGUCGCUGUGAGCUAUAUGGAGAUCCCCACUACAUCUCUUUCCAAGGUGUAACCUUUGAUUUCCUGAACGAUUGCACCUACAUCCUGGUGGAGGAGCAGUCCCCACGUCAUAAUCUGACCAUUGCUGUGGACAACUUCUACUGUGUGCAGGGCCUCCAAGGCUCCUGUGCUAAAGGCAUCAUCCUGAAAUAUCAGAACAACAUAGCUACACUCAGUAUCCUUCCCGAUAUGUUUAAAGUACAGGCCACUCUGAACAACGUAACCAUUGAGCCGCCAUAUGAGGAGCAUGGGUUGAAGUUUGAGACCACGAGGUACAUAGUGUCAAUCUACAUCCCAGAGGUCCGCUCUUAUGUCUCCCUCAGUCCGUUUUAUACCCUGGUGGUCAGUCUGGCUAUGGAGCACUUCCUCAACAACACCCAGGGACAAUGUGGUGUAUGUGGUGGUGGAUCAUGCAUCCGUAAAGGAGGGCAGAUCGAGAAAGACAGCUGCUGUGAUAAGACGGCCUCUGACUGGGUGUAUGCUGACCCGCUGAAGCCAGCCUGUGCUUCUGCACCAAGGGACAUACCUUGUACCUAUGUACCCCCUACCCCAUCCCCUCCAACCCCCUGCACUGCGAGCAGACUAUGCGAUCUGCUAGACCACCCAGUCUUUUCAAAGUGCAGCAGGUACAUGAAUCUGACCGCUAAAAAGAAGAACUGUGAGUUUGAUUCAUGCAGAAAUGGUCCUUGCUCUUCACUAGAACAAGCUGUUGAUGAAUGCAAGAAGGCUGGUUUCUGUAUUGACUGGAGACGACUGACUGAUGGAGGCUGUGAUGUGACAUGUCCAAAAGGAUUGGCUUACAGAGAAUGUCAUAACAAGCUGGAUGACUUCUGCGAUGGAGGGAGAAAAUAUCCAGGAGCCUCCCUCGAGAAAAACGAGGCAGGCUGUUUUUGUCCUAGCGGCCUCUUCAGGGCAGGAAAUCACUCUGACAUCUGUGUGUCUGACUGUGCCUAUUGUAAAGGACCACUCGGUGAGCCCAAACUGCCUGGUGAGGUAUGGCAGUCCGGCUGUAAUAUGUGUACAUGCAACAACCAGACUCGCACAGAGAAGUGUGUUCCAAAACCUCCUGUGCCUGUUCCCUCCUGUAGCCCCAAUGCUGUGCUGGUAAACACCUCUUGCUGUGGUGAUCAGAUUUGUGUUGAGAAGACGUGCAGUUAUCAUGGAAAAACAUACAAGGUUGGAGACAGAUGGACGGAUGCUGCCCAUCCCUGCAUGUCAUAUAACUGCAGCAUAGAGGGUAUUCAGACUGAGACUAGAGUCUGUCCCACAGUAGAGUGUCAGGAGGAGGACAGAAUUUGGGAUGAUCAACACUGCUGCUUUACAUGUAACCAGAGGUGUGCUCCGAAGGUGACCAGUAUCAGUGUUACCGUAGACAACUGUACCACCGUCAUGCAGAUACCUGUGUGUCAGGGCCAAUGUGUGUCUCAGCCCAGUGUCGUGUUGUUACACAGUGAGCUGCAGGUGGAGCAGAAGUGCGUAUGCUGUCAGGAGUCGAGCUCAGAGAAGAGACCAGCGACUCUGCAGUGCUCUGACCGCACGAUCAGACCCUACACCUACAAGCACAUCACCAGCUGUGAGUGCCGAGCCUGCAGCAUACUGGGCUGAAAAGUACUGCCAGCUCAGACUGGAGGUAUCCUUUAGAUUUCCAAAUCAAAAUCUAAUGUAUUCAAAUUUAAUGGAUUACUAAUCGAAAAUCCCUCCAAUUGAACAUGCUUUUUUCUGUAUUUAAAGCAAUUACUACAUCUGUUUCCAAUCAAAUAAACCAAAUAUGCAUACAA
Molecule: messenger RNA, 7418 nt
Organism: Perca fluviatilis (European perch)
Lineage: Eukaryota; Metazoa; Chordata; Actinopteri; Perciformes; Percidae
Product: mucin-2-like
Cellular component (GO): extracellular matrix
Molecular function (GO): protein binding
Source: RefSeq, a predicted model, not a curated record